Quercus lobata is the source of this 4096-nucleotide messenger RNA. Its product is annotated as putative disease resistance protein At3g14460. The coding region runs from base 27 to 2846 and encodes 939 amino acids. The transcript is spliced from 7 exons. The record is from RefSeq and is a predicted model, not a curated record. Lineage: Eukaryota; Viridiplantae; Streptophyta; Magnoliopsida; Fagales; Fagaceae.
UUCAAAAUAGUAAAACUUGGGAUUCAAUGGAGGACAAUAAUGGAGUCUUUCCAAUAUUAAAGUUAAGCUUUGAUCAUCUCCCAACACCAUUUCUAAAACAAUGUUUUGCAUAUUGUUCAAUUUUUCCCAAGGAUUUUGUUAUUGAAAAGAAACUACUAGUUCAACUCUGGAUGGCUGAAGGAUUCCUUCAAACAUCUAAAAGAUGUUUUUUGGAGAUGGAGGAUAUUGGCAACAAGUAUUUUGAUUUGUUAUUGGCAAACUCCUUAUUUCAAGAUCCAGAAAAGGAUUUUUGUGGUGAUAUUACAAGGUGCAAAAUGCAUGAUCUUGUGCACGAUCUUGCGCUCUCAAUUUCGGAAGGAGAAACCUUGCAUUUGGAAGGAAAUUUGGGGGAUGACAUUGAUGCCUCUCAUAUUCGACGUUUAUCUCUUAAAUCUAAUGACCAUACGACACAUGCAAUCCCAUUAUCUAAAGAUGGCAUGGGUAGGUUACGCACAAUUUUUUUGAAUUGUGUUGAUCUUGGCGACAAGUUAUUGGAGUUUAAAUGUGUACGUGGUCUAUCGUUAUCUGGGUCAUGUAUAAAAGAGCUAUCCAACUCCAUUGGUAAGUUGAGACAUUUAAGGCUUCUUCGCAUCGAGGACACCUACAUCAAAUUAAUACCCAAUUCUGUUACCGUCCUCUACAACUUGCAAACUCUAGUAAUCAAGAAUUGUCGUUUUCUCAAAGAGCUUCCAAAAGAUCUACGAAACUUGAUUAACUUGAGACAUAUUGACAUUGACAAUUCCAAUAGCUUUGACUUUCUUCAUUGGUACGGAAUGAAAUUGCCGAUUGAUUUGGGCCGGUUGACUUGCCUUCAAACAUUGCCUUUCUUUCACAUUGGUCAAGACGUUGGUGGUCAAAUUGAAGAAGUGGGAUGCUUAAGCCAACUUAGAGGAGAAUUACGUAUUCACAAUCUAGAGCAUGUGAAAGAUAAAGAAGAAGCCAAAACUGCAAAUUUAGCGGUAAAGUCAAAAGUACACAAAUUGGGAUUCUAUUGGAGUUGUUAUAGAGGGGAAGGCAACAGCAAUGACGAGGAUGUAAUGGAAGGCCAUCAGCCUCACCCAAAUUUGAAAAGCUUAGAGAUAGAUAAUUUCAAUGGUGAGAAGUUCCCUUCGUGGCUAUUGGGGAGUGAUAAUAUUAGGGGUGGCUUGUUACUUUUCGAUCAUCUAUUGGAGAUUCGCUUAAACUCCUGUAGGAAGUGUGAAAAAAUUCCUACACUUGGACAUUUACCCAGUCUCAAAGUUCUUGAAAUAAUGAGAAUGGUUAACGUGAGAUGCAUAGGAACUGAAUUUUACAGCAGUUUUGAUGGUGAGGGAUCAAGUAAUAGUAGAGGUGGCAGUGGCAGUGGCAGCACCGUGUUGUUCCCUGCUUUGGAAACACUUGUUUUGGAGGGCAUGGAUAAUCUAGUAGAAUGGACGGAACCAACAGCAGAAAUGGGAAUGAUAUUUCCUCGCCUUAAGAAAUUGAAGGUUUGGGAAUGCUGGAAACUAACAAGUGCUCCACGUCAUUUUCCGUCUAUUAAGGAAUUAAUUAUUUACGAAAUCAGAGGCCUAGCAUUUGAAAAGAUUAUUAGCGAGCUUACCACACUCACAUCCAUCCAGAUUCAGAAAGUUUCAGAACUUGCUUGUCUGCCACAGCAUUUUUUGCAAAAAAAUACAAGUCUCAUGGAUUUGAAUAUAUGUUAUUGUGCUGAUUUGGAGUCAAUCUUGCCACAUGAGCAUGUAUGGCCCAUCUGCACCUCUCUCCGAUCACUCUCUAUACAUGGCUGUCACAAACUGAGUACAUUGCCAGAUGCACUGCACAACCUUCAUUGCCUUGAGGAUAUUGAGGUAUAUCGCUGUCAUAACCUGAGGUCCUUUCCAAGUAUACAAGGUAUCGCAUCCCUUCUUCAACACUUGCGGAUAUGCUGUGGUGAUGUAGUUCUACCAACUGGGCUACAAUCCUGUAUGUCUCUUCAAUAUUUGAUUAUAUGCAAUUGCCCUCAUCUGAUAUCAAUUCCAGAUCUACGAAAUUUGCAUUCUCUUAUCCUUUUAGAAAUUGACAGUUGCCCUAAUCUGAUAUCGAUUCCAGAUUUGAAAGACUUGCCUUCUCUUACCCGAUUAGAAAUUAGGAGUUGUUCUAAAUUGAAAUCAAUUCCAGAUUUAAAAGAAUUGCCUUCUCUUACCGGAUUAGAUAUUUGUGAUUGUUCUGAUUUGGUAUUGAUUCCAGAUCUAAAAGAAUUGUCUUCUCUUACCCAACUAAGAAUUUCUGGUUGUCAUAAUCUGAUAUCAAUUCCAGAUAUACGUCAACUUCGUUCUCUUACCCAAUUAGGUAUUCGCCGAUGCCAAAAUAUGAGGUGUGUGCCAGAUGGAUUAGAGUGCCUCACCCGCUUCAAGUGUUUGUGGAUCGGUGACUUUUGUCAGGAGUUAAAUUCUUUCCCAAGUCUCAAUUCCAUCCGACACUCACAUGCGCCCCUUCAAAGAUUACAUUUGUAUGGAUGGGAUAGUCUCAACUCUCUCCCAGAGGCAAUUAAAUACUUCACUGCCCUUCAAAUUCUAGAAAUAUCUGAAUUUGGUGAAAUCAUCUCUUUGCCUGACUGGUUAGGCAACCUUUCUUCUAUUCAAGAGCUAUAUAUUUAUAAUUGCAAGAACCUGAUGUAUCUGCCUAAAACGCAAGCCAUGCGACGUCUCAUCAAACUAGAACAACUAUCCAUUUUUCAAUGCCCCAAAUUGGAGGAAAGAUGUGCAAAAGGGAGUGGCGCAGAGUGGUCUAAGAUUGCCCAUAUUCCGAAAUUUUCUUCUAAUACUUGGAUGGAUCAUUAUAAUUCAUAGCACAGUUUAAAACAAUUAGGAAUGCUGCUAUGAUUACAAGCUCGCCCCAAUUUGCACACCAGCACAGAGUGGUCUGAAAUUGAUGGAAAAUAUAUUGAAGGUUUGUAGCGCAGAUUGAUCCUAGACAGAUGAGUGGUAACAUUGUCAAACAGGAGGCACUCUGAGUGGUAAGUUUAAAUAUUAAAAGUGAUGAGUGGUAAGUUUAGUCAUACCUUAUAUACUCUUUUCUUCUUUUUAUCUGAUAUGAUAACGUCAUUUGAUUUAAAUCAAGUAUCAACAUAAUUUGCCCUGAAUUUUAACUUUCUCUUAACUUUUACCAUAAUGUGUAAGCAGCGGGGAUGGCAUACCCAUUGUGUUCUGCUCCAGGAAAAUGGAAAGUUCAUAACUCAUAAGAGCUAAAACUGCAAAGCAUUUAUUGUCCCCAUCUAAAGGAAGGAUGUGUGAAGGGAAAGAGCCAAGUGGUCCUAAAUUUGCACGAAGAAAAUAAGUUUGCCAAAUGUUAUGGAUAUACCUGGCCACAAUAUAUAAAAUGGAUAAGGAAGGAAAUAUAAUGCCUCACCAUAUAGUGGAAACUGCAGAUUUUUGUUGUCCCCCAUUAAAAGGAUGUGCCAAGGGAAAAUUGAAAAGAGCCAGGGUGGUCCAAGAUUGUCCAAAUACAAUACAAAUAGAAAGAUUGUUCAUAUUUUGUCAUAGAAAUUCACUGGGAUAGUUUCAGGUACUCAUUUUUUAGCCGGGAGAAUUGAGAUCUACUUAAGCACAAAUAGUUGCAGGGCUAUUUUGUAGUUAUUUUCAACUGGGAGGAUAGUUCAAAUCUAUUUGGAACAAGUCGAGAGUUGAAGAUUUCAGAAAACUUUUCUACAAAACCAGCUACUUUCAAGCCAAAAUUGGAAGGUCAACUCCUAUUUUGAUAAAAUUUCAAAAUGUUGGUCCUGACAAAGAAAGCCUCGUGUUGACUGGUGUUGCUUGAAAUCCCUCUCCAUUUGCAUGGAUGGUAGGACCCACUUCGUGAGAUCUUUUCUAGUUGUUAUUGUUAUUGUUGUAAUCCAAGAAUGGCUUCUUCUUCUUCUUUUUUUUUUUCUUUUUUUUUUUGUAGACUCUAGCAUUUGUUCUAGAAAGAUUGUUAUAAACACAUUAUUCUAUAGUGGAAGAUUUUACUGGACUAGGUCCCGUGGUUUUUCCCUUCCCAUUGAAGGGUUUUCCACGUAAAAAUUUGGUAUCUUGAUUGUGGGUUGUUUCUACACUUUUAUUUU